ACAGCCACAUUACCGCUUGGCAAUUUGGCGGCAAAAUAAAUAGCACAAGGCAUCAAGCGAGCCACAAACCUUUUAUUUAUCUCAUAUUACAUUUGUUUAUUGCUUAAGAUGGAAGGCUUUGAUGACGCAGGAGUGUUUUUCUCUGACAAUUUCGGUGGCGAGAACCAGCAGGAUACGCAGAUCAAUCUUCAGGCAGUGAAGAAGAAGUACAAGGAAUUCAUACGCACCUUCAAUGAGGAUAACUUCUUUUACAAAUAUCGCGAUACUCUCAAGAGGAACUAUCUCAAUGGGCGGUACUUCUUGGAGAUCGAAAUGGAGGACCUGGUUGGCUUCGAUGAGGCUCUGGCAGACAAGCUUAACAAGCAGCCCACGGAGCACUUGCAGAUCUUUGAGGAAGCUGCCCGGGAGGUGGCCGACGAGAUCACAGCUCCGCGUCCCGAACACGAGGAGCACAUGCACGACAUUCAGAUUUUGCUGACCUCCAAUGCCAAUCCCACGAACAUACGCGAAUUAAAGUCUGACUGCGUGUCGAAGUUGGUCAAAAUAGCUGGUAUCAUUGUCGCUGCUUCUGGAAUUAGUGCCAAGGCCACACGUAUGUCCAUCCAGUGCAUGUCUUGCAGCACUGUCAUACCAAACCUUAAAGUGAAUCCUGGAUUGGAGGGCUAUGCCCUGCCCAGGAAGUGUACGACAGAGCAGGCUGGUAGACCCAAAUGUCCCCUAGAUCCGUUCUUUAUCAUGCCGGACAAAUGCAAGUGCGUAGAUUUUCAAACCCUCAAACUGCAGGAGCUGCCUGACUUUGUGCCCCAGGGUGAGAUUCCCAGGCAUCUCCAGCUGUUCUGCGAUCGCUCGCUGUGUGAGCGUGUAGUGCCCGGCAAUCGCGUCCUGAUCCAGGGAAUUUACUCGAUUCGUAAAGUUGGAAGACCUUCUCGCCAAGAUGGACGUGAAAAAGCAGUAGUAGGUGUUCGGGCUCCCUAUAUGCGAGUGGUGGGCAUUACCGUUGAUUCAGAGGGAGCGGGUGCCAUCUCCCGGUAUAGUAAUAUCACCAGCGACGAGGAAGAGAACUUCCGGCGCAUGGCCGCCUCUGGCGAUAUUUAUGAGAGGCUUUCCGAGUCCUUGGCUCCGAGUAUCUUUGGAUCGCGGGACAUUAAGAAAGCCAUUACGUGCAUGCUCUUUGGUGGCUCCCGAAAGCGCCUUCCCGAUGGUUUGUGCCGUCGUGGGGACAUUAACGUUCUGCUGCUGGGUGAUCCUGGUACAGCAAAGUCGCAGCUGCUUAAGUUUGUGGAGAAGGUGGCGCCAAUUGGAGUAUAUACGUCAGGCAAAGGAUCCAGUGCUGCCGGUCUGACGGCUUCGGUUAUAAAGGAUCCGCAAUCGCGUAAUUUUGUCAUGGAAGGCGGCGCUAUGGUUUUAGCCGAUGGAGGAGUGGUCUGCAUUGAUGAGUUCGAUAAGAUGAGGGAAGACGAUCGUGUCGCUAUUCACGAGGCAAUGGAGCAGCAGACCAUAUCCAUUGCGAAGGCUGGCAUCACCACCACUUUGAACUCCCGUUGCUCGGUCCUGGCGGCUGCCAACUCCAUUUUCGGACGAUGGGAUGAUACCAAGGGCGAGGAGAACAUUGACUUUAUGCCCACUAUCUUGUCCCGUUUUGAUAUGAUUUUCAUUGUCAAGGAUGUGCACGAUGAAACGCGGGAUAUUACUCUGGCCAAGCAUAUCAUCAACGUCCAUCUUAGCUCUAGUAAACCUUUACCAAAAGAAAUGACAGAAGGAGAGAUAUCGUUGUCGACGUUCAAGAAGUACAUCCACUACUGUCGUACACAUUGCGGUCCAAGACUUAGUGAGGCCGCCGGGGAGAAGCUGAAGAGUCGCUACGUCCUCAUGCGCAGUGGUGCCGGUCAGCAGGAGAAGAACUCUGACAAGCGACUGAGCAUUCCGAUCACCGUGCGCCAGCUGGAGGCUGUCAUCCGGAUCUCAGAAUCUCUCGCGAAAAUACGCUUGCUUCCAUUUGCCACCGAUGAACAUGUAAACGAGGCACUUCGCCUUUUCCAAGUAUCAACUCUGGAUGCUGCGAUGACUGGCAGCUUGGCUGGAGCUGAAGGAUUCACCACGGAAGAGGACCAGGAAAUUCUAAAUCGCAUCGAAAAGCAGUUAAAGCGUCGUUUUGCUAUUGGAUCUCAAGUCUCUGAGCAGAACAUAUUGCAGGACUUUUUACGUCAGAAGUAUGAGGAACGCACUAUCAUGAAAGUGAUUCACACCAUGAUUCGACGCGGAGAGCUUCAGCACAGGAUGCAGCGAAAGAUGCUCUACCGAAUUUGCUAACCAGUGUUAUUAAAAUCAUUAUUUAUCAUUCGUUUCAUGUUACAACAAUCUAUUGUCAUUCUUGUACCCUCAUCUUUAUUAUUAAG
Molecule: messenger RNA, 2396 nt
Organism: Drosophila bipectinata
Lineage: Eukaryota; Metazoa; Arthropoda; Insecta; Diptera; Drosophilidae
Gene: Mcm5
Product: Minichromosome maintenance 5
Biological process (GO): DNA replication; double-strand break repair via break-induced replication; DNA replication initiation
Cellular component (GO): MCM complex; nucleus
Molecular function (GO): DNA replication origin binding; single-stranded DNA binding; ATP binding
Source: RefSeq, a predicted model, not a curated record